Fraxinus pennsylvanica is the source of this 1155-nucleotide messenger RNA. Lineage: Eukaryota; Viridiplantae; Streptophyta; Magnoliopsida; Lamiales; Oleaceae. The record is from the annotation of a GenBank genome assembly.
AUGGCUAACUUCCAAUUCCGCCCAUUUUUCUCCAAUUUCUUCUCCAUUUUUAUCCUCCUCUUCCUCCACCUAGGCUGCUUCAUCUCCUCCUCCUCCUCCCACCACCACCAAAACAGCCGGAAAAGGAAGCUCUCUCCUGAUCACCACCAGCUCAGCCACCGUAGAUUCAAACCACCAAAAGCUUUGUCCUCUUCCUGGUCUUUCAUCAAACGCAUCUUCUCCUCCUCCUCUAACACCAUUUCCUCCCCAAUCUACGUGCAUAAAGCUCCUUCAAUCCCAUCCCCAUCCUCCUCCACACGUUCCUUACGAUUAAAUCAACCCAUUAUCGUACCCUAUACACCCCCAGAAACUCGAGUGUCAGACUCUCCACUCAUUUCGGACCGACCCGAAUCCGAUAUCUCCUCCGAUCAACACUUCUUCCCUCUGCGAAACAACAUCUACCCAUGUCCCAUUUGCGGUGAAAUCUUCCAAAAAUCAAGUAUUCUCGAACAGCACCAGUCAACAAAACAUGCAGUAUCGGAGCUCAUCGAUGGUGAUACGGGCAAGAACAUUGUUCGAAUCAUAUUCAAAACGGGUUGGCCUGAUAAGGCGAAGGAACCCAUUAUCCUUCGGAUCCUUAAGAUUCAUAACAGUCCCAAAAUACUAGCCAGGUUCGAGGAGUACAGAGAGUCCGUGAAGUCGAAGGCGGCCAAAAAUGGAGCCGUAAAGAGCAGGGAUGAGAGGUGUAUAGCUGAUGGCAAUGAACUGCUGAGAUUCUACUGUGGGACUUACACGUGCGACCUUGGGCAAAAUGGUAAUUCCACUUUAUGCAAUCAGUUGUACUGCGGCGUUUGCGGGAUUAUACAGAGUGGAUUCUCACCCAAGUUGGACGGAAUUUCCACGGUACUUACGAGUUGGAGGGCUCACGUGGCAGUCCCGGAGGAGAUGGAACAAGAGUUCGAGUUCAUGCACAUGAAACGCGCCAUGUUGGUCUGUCGAGUCAUAGCGGGUCGGGUUGGGUCCGAUCCCGUCUUGUUUGAUAAGGACGAUCCAGGAUUCGAUUCCUUGGUGGGUCGAGGAACUGGGUUUUCCCCAAGAUUGGACGACGAGGAUGAGCUGUUGGUAUUUAAUCCGAGGGCGGUGCUUCCUUGCUUUGUGAUAGAGUACACUGUGUAA